Molecule: messenger RNA, 5060 nt
Organism: Heterocephalus glaber (naked mole-rat)
Lineage: Eukaryota; Metazoa; Chordata; Mammalia; Rodentia; Bathyergidae
Source: RefSeq, a predicted model, not a curated record
GACCCCAACUGUAAACUUGAAGACAAGACUGAAGAUGGAGAGGCAAUAGAUUGUAAGAAGAGGCCGGAAGACGGGGAGGAGUUAGAAGAAGCUGUACACAGCUGUGACAGCUGCCUCCAGGUGUUUGAAUCACUGAGCGAUAUCACAGAACACAAGAUUAAUCAAUGUCAACUGACAGAUGGCGUGGAUGUUGAAGAUGAUCCCACGUGCUCCUGGCCAGCCUCCUCCCCUUCUAGCAAGGACCAGACGUCCCCCAGCCAUGGAGAAGGUUGCGAUUUUGGAGAGGAAGAAGGUGGCCCCGGACUGCCAUACCCGUGUCAGUUCUGUGACAAGUCGUUUAGCCGCCUCAGCUACCUAAAGCACCAUGAGCAGAGUCACAGUGAUAAACUGCCUUUCAAGUGCACCUAUUGUAGUCGGCUGUUCAAACACAAGCGGAGCCGAGACCGCCACAUAAAACUGCACACCGGGGACAAGAAGUACCACUGCAGCGAGUGUGAUGCUGCGUUCUCCAGAAGUGAUCACUUGAAGAUCCACUUAAAGACUCACACGUCCAACAAGCCAUAUAAAUGUGCCAUUUGUCGCCGUGGGUUCCUGUCCUCUAGCUCCUUACAUGGACAUAUGCAGGUUCACGAGAGGAACAAAGACGGCUCCCAGUCGGGCUCCAGGAUGGAGGACUGGAAGAUGAAGGAUGCUCAGAAGUGCAGUCAGUGUGAGGAAGGCUUUGACUUCCCAGAAGACCUUCAGAAGCACAUUGCAGAGUGUCACCCUGAAUGCUCCCCGAACGAGGACCGAGCGGCCCUUCAGUGUGUCUACUGCCAUGAGCUCUUUGUGGAGGAGACGUCCCUCGUGAACCACAUGGAGCAGGUGCACGGGGGCGAGAAGAAGAACUCCUGCAGCAUCUGUUCUGAGAGUUUCCACACAGUGGAGGAACUGUACAGCCACAUGGACAGUCACCAGCAACCGGAGUCCUGCAAUCACAGCAACAGCCCCUCCCUGGUUACAGUGGGCUACACCUCCGUGUCCAGCACGACUCCAGAUUCCAACCUCUCAGUGGACAGCUCAACCAUGGUGGAGGCCGCCCCGCCAAUCCCAAAGAGUCGAGGGAGAAAGAGGGCUGCUCAGCAAACCCCCGACAUGACCGGCCCCUCGAGUAAACAACCGAAAGUUACAUACAGCUGCAUUUACUGCAACAAGCAGUUGUUUUCGAGUCUUGCAGUUCUGCAGAUUCACCUGAAAACUAUGCAUUUAGAUAAGCCAGAACAGGCCCAUAUCUGUCAGUAUUGCUUGGAGGUCUUGCCCUCACUCUAUAACCUAAAUGAACAUCUUAAGCAAGUGCACGAAGCUCAGGACCCAGGCCUGAUCGUUUCUGCCAUGCCUGCCAUAGUUUACCAGUGCAACUUCUGUUCUGAAGUUGUCAAUGACCUCAACACCCUUCAGGAACACAUCCGAUGUUCUCACGGCUUUGCAAACCCUGCGGCUAAGGACAGUAAUGCUUUCUUUUGUCCCCAUUGCUAUAUGGGGUUUCUCACUGACUCUUCCCUUGAAGAGCAUAUAAGACAGGUCCAUUGUGACCUCAGUGGCUCUCGAUUUGGGUCUCCAGUGCUUGGGACUCCAAAAGAACCAGUAGUAGAAGUCUAUUCCUGUUCCUAUUGUACAAAUUCGCCAAUAUUCAACAGUGUUCUUAAACUGAACAAGCAUAUCAAAGAGAAUCAUAAAAACAUUCCCUUGGCCUUGAAUUAUAUUCACAAUGGGAAGAAGUCCCGGGCCUUGAGCCCUCUGUCCCCUGUGGCCAUUGAGCAGACAUCUCUUAAGAUGAUGCAGGCAGUAGGAGGCGCACCCGCGCGUCCAGCUGGAGAGUAUAUCUGUAAUCAGUGUGGUGCUAAGUACACGUCCCUAGACAGCUUUCAGACUCACCUGAAAACUCACCUCGACACUGUGCUGCCCAAAUUGACCUGUCCUCAGUGCAACAAGGAAUUCCCCAACCAAGAAUCCCUGCUGAAGCAUGUGACCAUUCACUUUAUGAUCACCUCGACCUAUUACAUCUGUGAGAGUUGUGACAAGCAGUUCACAUCCGUGGACGACCUUCAGAAGCACCUGCUGGAUAUGCACACCUUCGUCUUCUUCCGCUGCACGCUCUGCCAAGAGGUUUUUGACUCAAAAGUCUCCAUUCAGCUGCACUUGGCCGUGAAGCACAGUAAUGAGAAGAAGGUCUACCGGUGCACGUCCUGCAACUGGGACUUCCGCAACGAGACCGACUUGCAGCUCCACGUGAAGCACAAUCACCUGGAAAACCAAGGCAAGGUGCACAAGUGCAUCUUCUGUGGUGAGUCCUUUGGCACUGAGGUGGAGCUCCAGUGCCACAUCACCACCCACAGCAAGAAGUACAACUGCAAGUUCUGCAGCAAAGCCUUCCACGCCAUCAUUUUGCUAGAGAAGCAUUUGCGGGAGAAGCACUGCGUGUUUGAGACCAAGACACCGAACUGCGGGACGAAUGGGGCUUCAGAGCAGGUACAGAAAGAGGAGGUGGAGCUGCAGACCUUGCUGACCAACAGCCAGGAGUCCCACAACAGUCACGAUGGAAGCGAAGAAGACGUGGACAGCUCUGAGCCUAUGUACGGGUGUGACAUCUGUGGGGCGGCCUACACCAUGGAAACCCUACUGCAGAAUCACCAGCUUCGGGAUCACAACAUCAGGCCUGGAGAAAGCGCCAUUGUGAAAAAGAAAGCUGAGCUCAUUAAGGGGAAUUACAAGUGCAACGUGUGCUCUCGAACCUUCUUUUCUGAAAAUGGCCUCCGUGAACAUAUGCAGACCCACCUAGGCCCUGUCAAACACUACAUGUGCCCCAUUUGUGGAGAGCGGUUUCCUUCCCUUUUAACUCUUACCGAACACAAGGUCACACACAGUAAGAGCCUUGAUACCGGAAACUGUCGGAUUUGCAAGAUGCCGCUGCAGAGUGAAGAGGAGUUUUUGGAGCAUUGCCAAAUGCACCCUGACUUGAGGAAUUCCCUGACGGGAUUCCGCUGCGUGGUGUGCAUGCAGACUGUGACCUCCACCUUGGAACUCAAAAUCCAUGGGACAUUCCACAUGCAAAAGACAGGGAAUGGGUCCGCCGUGCAGACCACCGGGCGUGGCCAGCACGUCCAGAAACUGUACAAGUGUGCAUCUUGCCUCAAAGAAUUCCGUUCCAAGCAAGAUCUGGUGAAACUUGACAUCAACGGCCUGCCAUAUGGUCUGUGUGCUGGCUGCGUGAAUCUCAGUAAGAGCAGUAGCCCAGGCAUCAGCCUCCCGCCCAGCACGAAUAGACCAGGCUUGGGCCAGAAUGAGAAUCUCAGUGGCAUGGAGGGCAAAGGCAAGACGGGGGGACUGAAGACACGCUGCUCCAGCUGCAAUGUGAAGUUUGAGUCUGAAAGCGAACUCCAGACCCACAUCCAGACCGUGCACCGAGAGCUCGUGCCAGACGCCAACAGCACACAGUUGAAAACGCCACAAGUGUCGCCCAUGCCCAGAAUCAGCCCCUCUCAGUCGGACGAGGAUAUUGUCUUCUCUAUGACUGAAGAGACCAGCACUCAUGCCAACACCACUGAGACCUGGAAUCUCAGCAUAGCUUCACCGCGAGUUGAAAUCCCCAGCUAUGACUUGUGUGCAUGGCAGAGAGAUAAUGACACAAAAGUAAGAUAGUGUGAGCCAACAGGCUGGCUUAGAGUAAAUUAAAAAGAAUAUAUAUAUUGGUGGAUAACAAAUUGGGUUGGAGUGGCUUUUUAAUUCCAUGUUGUCAACAUUCAUUGUUUUUCUUUGUCUUCUGAAUCAUGAGAAAAAUUAUUUUCUCACAACAGGAUUUCGAAAAAGCCCCUACAUUGAUUAAACACCAUUAUCUUGUUAAAGGUACCGUCCCUUUAUUGCCACUCUCUUUGUUGCAAAAUUAAUAUUUUCUCUGCCCUCAGCUUCAGAGUACUGUAGAUUCAUGUUUCCUCUGCCACGAUGAAUACAAGAAACAAGUUCAUUUACAGUGAAAUAGUUUUAUAAGUCAUCAUUUCCAGAAGCUGAGCCGAGGACAGCUCCUUUUAAUGUAAUUUCUUUCCAUUUUAUCACCUGGUUGCUAACAGCUUUCCCCUUCCCUACGUGUGCCUAUCUGGAGAUCCAUCCAAAUGAAAACCCCAGGGGAUCCCUGUCCCUUCAGUUUGGGGUUACAGCAUGUUCCUUAUCUUGUCUCUGCACUCACCCCCUCUUGGAGGGCUCCCCGCAUCUCCCCCAGAUAGCCAUCAGGCAGCUGGUAGGGGAGACCGGAGGAGGCAGGCGACACACAGCCAUGCUCACCAAAUGUGGCAUCUGUGUGACAGGCAGACUCCCAAACUUUGAAGCUGUUCUCCCUUCUCUCCUGCCCAAGUGAAGCUGCACUUUUCUCUCAUUUGAAUAAAUGAAAUCCUUUCAAAUUUAUGAAGACAGCUGGAGGAACAUAGUUUUGAUAAUGGCUCAUGAGUUGGAUCCCAUGCAGUGGUGUGUUUUGGAAAUAAAUAUUGAUAGUUCUAAUCAUUGGAAAUGAAUCUUUUUCCAAACUUUUUAUUUCAAAAGUGGUUAAGUCUGUACCAAAGGUAAAGGAAUAGCAGAAUAGCAAGUGUGUGUUGGUGCACCCAGGUUUAGCAGCUGGAACAUUUAUUACAUUCUCUUCCUCUACUGUUUUGUUGUCAGUCUGAGCCAGGUGAGACUAAGUUGCAGAUAUUGUAACACCUCCUUAGAAUAAGGACAUUUCUUGUUUAACCAUAAUAUCACCUGGUUUCUCCUUCAUUAGUGAAGGUAAUUAACUACAUUAACCAAAGACAUUAAAUUAAUCUCUAUAGGAGGCCUGUAUUCAGAUUUCCCCCAUUUGUCCCCAAAAUGGCUCAUGUUCUUAAAUGUUGUUGAUUAAGGAUUCUUGAAACAUUUAUGCAGAAAAUUAUUCCUUUCCUUUUUGUAGGAGUUUGAAUAUUCAUAUCUAAGUGUUAUGUAAAGGUGAUUUAAAAUGACUGCAUUUGUGUGUAUGAGAGAGAGAGAGAGAAGGAGAGAGAGAUUUAGUGUCCAUUUAA